Messenger RNA from Pistacia vera, 1395 nucleotides. Its product is annotated as fasciclin-like arabinogalactan protein 4. The transcript has a single exon. Bases 90 to 1373 code for a protein of 427 amino acids. NCBI's taxonomy places the organism in Eukaryota, Viridiplantae, Streptophyta, Magnoliopsida, Sapindales, Anacardiaceae. Gene Ontology annotation, biological process: mucilage biosynthetic process involved in seed coat development; abscisic acid-activated signaling pathway; multidimensional cell growth. The record is from RefSeq and is a predicted model, not a curated record. Gene Ontology annotation, cellular component: plasma membrane.
UUACUCAAUCCCUUCACACACUCUGCUACAAACACCACUCACUCACUCUCUGCAAUUAGAGAGAGAGACACACACACUCCACAGCAUCCAUGGCUUUCAAUCUUUACAUUUCCCAUUUUACCCCUACUAUUAUAACCUAUUUACUCCUCUUCACAACUCCCUCUAUUUCAGCUCUAAACAUUACAGAACUACUCUCUCCUUAUCCAAAUCUAUCCGCAUUUUCCGCACUUCUCUCCAACUCCGCCGUAGCCUCUGACCUUUCCCACCGCUCCUCCCUCACUCUCCUCACCGUACCUAACUCCUACUUAACUUCCCCGUCCUCGGUGGACCUCACGCGCCGCCUCUCCCUUUCCGCACUCGCCGACCUCCUCCGUUACCACAUACUCCUCCAAUUCUUCUCCUGGUCCGACCUCCAGCAGAUCUCUCCGUCCGGAAUUCUCGUCACUACGCUUUUUCAAACGACGGGUCGGGCAUCCUCCAAUUUCGGGUCAGUAAACAUAAGCCGUAACCCCACAACCAAGACAAUAACACUUCACUCACCGGCCCCUUACUCGCCCUCGAACGCCACCGUUUUAUUCCUCGUCAAAACCCUACCUUAUAACAUCACAAUCUUAUCCGUCAACUCUCUCAUCAUCCCCUACGGAUUCGAUCUCAUGGCGUCCGAGACUCUUCCUCCGCUAGGAUUAAACAUCACCAAGGCCUUAAUUGACGGCCACAAUUUUAAUGUCGCGGCGUCGAUGCUGUCGGCGUCCGGGGUAGUCGAAGAAUUCGAGGCCGACGAAGGCGGUGCUGGAAUAACUCUAUUUGUUCCAACUGAUAUCGCAUUUGCAGAUCUACCUAAUAAUGAGAAGCUUCAAUCUCUUCCAGCUGAUAAAAAAGCUGUAGUCUUGAAAUUUCACGUCUUGCAUUCGUAUUAUCCGUUAGGUUCACUGGAGUCGAUUGUGAACCCAGUUCAGCCGACAUUAGCCACGGAGGACAUGGGAGCAGGUAGAUUUACUUUAAAUAUUUCGAGAGUGAACGGUUCGGUUGCUAUUGACACUGGGCUUGUUCAAGCGUCCGUGACGCAAACAGUUAUUGAUCAGAAGCCACUGGCGAUUUUUGGAGUAUCAAAAGUGUUAUUGCCAAGGGAGUUUUUUGGUAAAGAAUCUGCGGUUCCAGGGAAGCCUGGUAAUGAAGUGAUAGGGAGUGCUCAGUCGCCGGAUGUUUCACCAUCGCCUGAUAAUUCGCCGGGAUUCGGUGGCCCCUCUUCUCAUUUGUCUUCGCCACCUGGCUUUCGCGAGGAUGAUAGAUCAGGAGUUGAUGUGUUGGGACAAAGGAGUAGCUGCAUUGUUGCUGCUCUGUGUUGUAUAGGAUUGUUGUAUGUAUUGGUAUGAAAUUUUAAUUAUUUUGUUUUUG